AUGGACUUGCUCAAUCAACAUGUGUUCGAGGCGCAGGCCAACGCGUUGCUAGCCAGCCGAGAGGAGUUGGACAAGGACCGGCCCAGCACAACCACUUCCAAUGAGUCGGCGAGUGGCUCGGGUUCGGUUUCGGUGAUCUUAACCGUCAGAUUGUUGAUGUUGGGAAAGGUAUUUUCAAUUUAUCCUUUGCCAUCUUUCCUGUGUAACAAUCUCCCUGCUUUUUAAUCGUUGUAUUCGAAAAUACAAUACAUUCAAUUUUUCGCCUCUAAAAGCACAAAGAUGUCUUUAUAAAAUUCUAUUAGGUUGGGACGAAAGUUUUCCCCUUUUUCUUGUUUUUUUCCAAACAAAUUUAUUUUGACAGUUGUAACGGGAAACCAAACAUAACAUCCACCGUCGGUAUCCAGUACGUAUUGCCAACGUUCCGACAAGGAUUCAAUUGGCGAGCUUAAAAACUGGGGUAUUUAUAAUAAAAAAUGUCAGAAAGACCUGUUUUGAGGUCCCCCAAACAAUCGAACCGCACAUCUCCCAAACGGUAGCUUAGCGAUCUGAUCAAAUGGUAAUCAGAAGGUGCCAAGGCUGGGGUGUAGUGUGGGUAGGGCAGCAAAGUCCAUGCAUUCUCCCUGAAUUUUUUGCGCGCGAUUUUUGCAAUGUGGUAGCAGGCGUUGUCGUGAAGUAGGAACAUUUGUUCCACUUUUAUCUAGCAUUUUCGGCGACGCGGUCCAACUGGCGAUAAUAAUGUUAUUUAGUGACAGUUUUACCAUCAGGGAGCCAUUCUUAAUAAAUACCUCCCAUACAAGUCCACCAAUCGCAGAACAUGACCUUUUUUGGGUGAAUUUUGGUUUUGGGGUUGGUUCACCGUGAUGGUCGGGUUCAAGCUACUGAAGCUUGCGGGUAUGGUUUAUAUACAUCACCCAUUUCUGGUUCCCUGUAAUGAUAUUGGUCAGCCAAGUCAGCGUGCGGCGGUACGACAAAAAUUAGAAGCAACAGUACAAGCCGUGACUCCGAAAGUUCGUGCGGAACAAAUUAACCACACUUCCACACUUUUCCCAACCGAUGUAGAUGGUCCAUAAUGGCAGUAUGGGAGAACCCAAAGAGCUCUCCAAGUUCACGUAAUGGCAAUUUGGGAUAGCUCACGAUUAAGCCUUUUAGGGCGUCAUCAUCUAUCUCAGAUGGCCGCCAGAACUUGGUCGUCUAACUCCUUUUUUGAACCUCUGGAACCAAUACUUGGCCACACCAUAAAAGAGGACGUCUUUGCCUAUAACAUCCUAGACUUCGGUUAUAUCUUCCAUGGGUUUUGGUAUUCUGCGAUAGUUUUAAAAUUUGACGCAUCGAAACAGCAACUUUGGGACGGAAAUUUUUCCACGUUUGGAGAGCGCUAUGGGGACAAGUUACAUAUCAGUCUAUAUGCUAUCAAGUCACCCUUACAUAGUCACAUGAUAGAACUUUCCAGGAAGUUCCACAACUUCCAUAACUUUUCCCGAAAAUUAAGGGGAAAACUUUCGUCCCAACCUAAUAUUUUGCUUCAGGAAGUCGGAUCAAUAAUUGGCAAGCGAGGAGAUCAUGUUAAGCUCAUCCGAGACAAAUCCACAGCCAAGAUCAACAUUAGUGAUGGGUCGUGCCCGGAGAGGAUUGUCAGUAUCACCGGGAACUUAUCCACAAUCAACACAGCGUUUCAAAUGAUUGCGCAAAAGUUUGAAGAGGUAAUUUUGCAAGUCAUGCCCGUAGUUGUUUUAAAAAUCGCACAAAAAAAAUAUUUUUGCCACAGGCGAGGUUUAAUCUACAUAAAAACGUCAGAAACUCUUGCAUUAACUUCCCAAGCCAUCCUUAAAUGUGUUCUUUUCCAGGACAUGACAGCCAUUCCAAAUUCAGUUCCCAAACCCCCAAUUACCAUGCGUCUGAUCAUUCCAGCCACUCAAUGUGGCUCCAUCAUCGGAAAGGGCGGAGCCAAGAUCAAGGAGAUCCGUGAGCGAACCGGCGCUUCGAUUCAAGUAGCCAGCGAAAUGUUACCCAACUCGACAGAACGUGCCGUAACUAUCAGCGGAACAUGCGAAGCGCUAGUGGAGUGUAUGCGACAAAUCUGUAUAAUCUUGCAAGAGGCACCGCCAAAAGGCGCAACGUUGCCUUAUCGGUAAGCUUGGAUAAUUCAUACGGAUUUUACACACUGUAUUUUUCAAUAUUAAAAAUUUUGUUUUAGGCCAAAACCGACAUACAAUCCAAUGUUGGUUGCCAGCUCAGCAGCGGCGGCGGCAGCAGCGCAGCAGCAGGCAACGCAACAUAUUGCGACAAUGAUCCAACAGCAACAACAACAAUAUCCUCAGGCGAAUGCAUUAAUGUCGAAUGUUCUACAGUAUCCUGGGUAUGCAGCGAUGAGCCAAGGGCUUGCCAAAGGAGCCUUCCCGGCGGUCAGCAUAGCUGGAGGUAGGGUAAUCUGUAGUAUUUAGUCAUCACGCUUGACGAGCUAGAUGCCAUGCUAUAAAAAACUUUAAAAAUUAGCUCUUAACGAGACCUUUGUUUCAGAUAUGGACAUUCAACAAGCCAUUCUAAACAACAUUGCCCUUGCUCAGUCUCAACAAGCCGCUCUGCUGACCUCUGAUGAUCUACAAACAGCUCUAUUAGGUCUGUCAAAUCCCUUGGCAGCCGGCUGGGCGGGAACUGGAAGGCCGGAGGAUCUGAUCAGUGCUCAACUUUUGGGUCAAGCGGGUAUUCUACAGCAAUGCGGUGGGAAAAUCAACGGACAAACGGGUAUUACUGAAAGGUGAGGAAGUUUGUGAAGUUGAUUGCGGCCUUGUUGUGCUAUUUUCCAUGGAAUAUUAGAUGUAGAAGACCCACAAGGCCCCAAGAACUUACUUGUUGACCCGCCGUUCUAUUAAACAUGACUAAGCAAGCAUAUAAAUAAAAUCUAAAAUUCCAGUAUCUCAUCUGCUCAAGCGACCAAGACGCGCAACUCCACCUCCCAAAACGGCUCAACCGCUCGCCGAUAUGCUCCGUAUUAG
This is a messenger RNA of Bursaphelenchus xylophilus (pine wood nematode), 2993 nucleotides long. The record is from the annotation of a GenBank genome assembly. NCBI's taxonomy places the organism in Eukaryota, Metazoa, Nematoda, Chromadorea, Rhabditida, Aphelenchoididae.